AUGGAUUACGGUUUACCUUACCUGAUAGUACCGCCAUUGAAGUUCAAUACCGUUCAACAAGAUGUAUAUCGUGGAGCUUAUCCUCGAGAAAUCAACUUCCCCUUCCUUCAAAGUCUUCAAUUGAAAACCAUCAUCUCCUUAACUCCUCAACCCAUCACCCCAGAAACUGAUGGUAAAUUAUACCAAUUCUCCAAAGAUAACAAUAUCCAACUAAUUCAUAUUGAAUGUGAAAAACUGGGUAAAGGUAAGAAAAGGGGUGUUCCCUUAGGUUAUACUGCCGUACUUACGGCCAUAAAUUAUAUCAUCCACACCCAGCAUGCUCCCAUUUACAUCCAUUGUCUUAAUGGUGGACAAGUAACCAGUCUACUUGUGGCAUGUUUAAGGAAACUUCAAUUCUGGUCCUCCUUAACCAUCUUCAAUGAAUUCAUUAACUUCACCACAAACAUCACCGUUAAUGAUAGAAGUUUUGUCGAUAAUUUCCAAGGAGACAUUAUGGUUGAUCCUGGCUAUAAAGUAGAGUGGUUAUGGAAUGGGAUGAGUAGAGGUGUUGUCAAUGGACAUCCCAAGUUAAAGAUCCACCACAAGGGGGAAAUAUAG
Yamadazyma jaroonii is the source of this 597-nucleotide messenger RNA. The record is from the annotation of a GenBank genome assembly. NCBI's taxonomy places the organism in Eukaryota, Fungi, Ascomycota, Pichiomycetes, Serinales, Debaryomycetaceae.